Morus notabilis is the source of this 598-nucleotide messenger RNA. RefSeq names its product 60S ribosomal protein L31. The coding region runs from base 85 to 450 and encodes 121 amino acids. The transcript is spliced from 2 exons. NCBI's taxonomy places the organism in Eukaryota, Viridiplantae, Streptophyta, Magnoliopsida, Rosales, Moraceae. Gene Ontology annotation, cellular component: cytosolic large ribosomal subunit; ribosome. The record is from RefSeq and is a predicted model, not a curated record. Gene Ontology annotation, molecular function: structural constituent of ribosome. Gene Ontology annotation, biological process: cytoplasmic translation.
AUCGAUCGUGAGAGACUCUAGGGUUUCGUUCCUUCGCAGCCGAUCAGAGAACUUUAGAGAGAGAAGCUUCGGAGGUCGUCGACAAUGGUGGACAAGGCGAACAAAGGACGGAAGGAGGAGGUCGUCACCAGGGAGUACACAAUCAAUCUCCAUAAACGCUUGCACGGAUGCACAUUUAAAAAGAAGGCUCCAAAUGCCAUAAAGGAAAUCAGAAAGUUUGCCCAAAAGGCUAUGUGCACGACCGAUGUCCGAGUGGAUGUUAAGCUCAACAAGCACAUAUGGAGUCGUGGAAUCAGAAGCGUGCCAAGGAGGGUUCGUGUCCGCAUUGCGCGAAAGAGAAAUGAUGAAGAGGAUGCCAAGGAAGAGUUCUAUUCUCUAGUCACUGUCACAGAGAUCCCACCGGAAGGAUUGAAGGGGUUAGGCACCAAGGUCGUCGAUGAAGAGGACUGAACUUGUCUCUUGCACGCUAAUUUAAUUGAACAAUUCCAAUUUUGUCAUUUUUUUCUCUCUUUGUAACGGAGAUACAUAUAUAUUUUUCCCUUGUCUUAGCAUUUUGUUGGAAUUUCCUCAGUUUGUUCAAAAUAAUUAUUUUUCCUUU